Durotheca rogersii is the source of this 1116-nucleotide messenger RNA. Its product is annotated as Clavaminate synthase-like protein. Gene Ontology annotation, molecular function: 2-oxoglutarate-dependent dioxygenase activity. Lineage: Eukaryota; Fungi; Ascomycota; Sordariomycetes; Xylariales; Xylariaceae. The transcript has a single exon. The record is from RefSeq and is a predicted model, not a curated record. The coding region runs from base 1 to 1116 and encodes 371 amino acids.
AUGCUGUUCCCUCGGCUCGGGGUCGGUGUCUCGUCGUCCUCGAGAGGCCUGGUCCGACUCCAGUCAUCGUCUCUUGCCGAUGUCCGCCUCUCCGGCCGCCGAGUUGGCGGUGCGAUAACAAUCGGACGGCGUAACUUUGUCGUGGACGCCGUGGACUUCGAUAUCGGUGUCGACGCCUUCCGUAGGACCGCAUGGAGGCUAGAACGCCCAUUGCAUCUUAAAAAAUAUCACCAGCUUGGCGCCGUUAUUCCGUGGUUCCAACCCGAAGAGCCCGAAUCUCCUGUGGGGAGGUUCCGCCACAGAAAAAGCGCAUUCAAAGGCGAAUUCGGGAAAAAAGACGGGGCCGUGGUAUCGUACGAGUAUAUGGUUCCUCCCCCUCCGCCUAAAGAUUCCGGAAAGAAGUGGAUUCUGGAAGAGUUUCUCGACUGGCUCCCCACGCAGGGAGUCAGAUUUUCUAUCAACUUCGCGGUGUCCACCACCGAGCUUAUAAUGCAGAAAUACAUGGCCAAGCCAGAUCCCUGGGAUGGUAAACCGCAGUUUCAGACCUUCGACGCCGCCGCAGGUCUAAUAUUAGGCGCGGACAUGUUCAACAGGAGAGAUAAUAUGAAAUCUGAGUUAAUAACAAACCUCUACAUCGCCCAGACCAACAUUGAUGCCAUAUCUAUGGCCGCGUUUCGUAACUUACGCGUGCCUAGCCUUGUCGGUUCAACAGACAAAGGACAGAUAUACGGCCACAGCAUCUGGAUCGGGAUACAACCUGUUUACACGCCUUUCCACCGCGAUCCGAACCCAAAUUUGCUCUGUCAAAUUUUCGGCAACAAGCAAAUACGCAUAGCAGCACCGGGGGACGGGCUCGACUUAUACGAGUACAUAUCCCGAAGUAUGCCGAGCAGCAACUCGCGCUUCAGAACGGUAGAGAUGAUGGACGGCCCCGAACGUGAGCUGCUCCACAAGGCUGUCUGGGACAAGGAUAUCUCGAGCGGCCAGAUUAAAGCCGCCGACGUAACCCUGGAAGCGGGUGAUGCCUUGUUUAUUCCUCGAGGCUGGUGGCAUAGCGUCAGGAGCGAGGGUAGGGUCGGGAUGCUUAAUGGCUCGGUCAACUGGUGGUUUCGAUGA